This is a messenger RNA of Nerophis lumbriciformis (worm pipefish), 1359 nucleotides long. It is a transcript of the gene mrps9, whose product is annotated as mitochondrial ribosomal protein S9. Lineage: Eukaryota; Metazoa; Chordata; Actinopteri; Syngnathiformes; Syngnathidae. Gene Ontology annotation, cellular component: ribosome; mitochondrial small ribosomal subunit. The record is from RefSeq and is a predicted model, not a curated record. Gene Ontology annotation, molecular function: RNA binding; structural constituent of ribosome. Gene Ontology annotation, biological process: translation.
GGUGUGAUGUCAUCAUGUGACAACCAAGAUGGCGGGCGCCGGUACGCGGGUUGUCUUGCAUGGCUUCAGAAAAUGUGGCACAUCUUGUUCAAGUGUACACGGAAUUUGGUCAUAUGCGAGUCAGCAGGUUGUCAGGAGGCAGAUAUGUACAAGCUCUGUCAUGCACAGAAAGAACUUGGCAGCUGAUGGUCCCGAGAAGUUUACGAUGGAGUUCAUCGAGAAGCAGGUGGAAGAGUUCAACGUCGGCAAGCGGCACCUGGCCAACAUGAUGGGAGAAGACCCAGAGAACUUCACUCAAGAAGACAUAGAUAGAAGCAUCGCCUACCUUUUUCCCUCGGGACUGUUCGAUAAGAAGGCGCGACCCCUCAUGAAGCACCCGGAGGAAAUCUUUCCAAAGCAGCGGGCUGUCCAGUGGGGAGCGGAUGGGCGGCCGUUCCACUUUCUGUUUUACACGGGCAAACAGAGCUACUACUCUUUGAUGCACGAGACGCAGAGUAAAAUCCUAAACAUCGAGAAGCAUCAGGAUCGUCUACGAGCCAAAGGACUCUUUUCCAAUGACAUCAAGCCGAUUUCUCUGAGUGCAAGCAGGUGGCUCUUGAAGGAGGAGUUGGAGGAGUUGCUUGUGGAGACCAUCUCUGUUUACGAUUACGACCGCUUCCUCCAGAUGAUGGAGCGUCUCUUGUCCCUGCCGUACUGCAGCAAGGAGGAGCAGUUUGUCCUGACUUACCGACAGCAACUUACGGCCCUGUCCAAAAAGGAAACAAUCCCAGCGCUAGAGAAAGAUGAAAAUGGUGUGGCCUAUAGCACCGCUGAAGGACGAAGAAAGACAUCGAAUGCCUCUGUGGUUCUGAGAGAUGGUGGCUCUGGAUCUGUCAGCAUCAACGGGCAGCACUACAUCCCGUACUUCCCUGUGCUACAAGACAGAGAACAGUUAAUGUUCCCCAUCCAGUUUAUGGACAUGCUGGGACGCUUUGACCUGGAGUGCAGCGUGAGCGGUGGUGGACGGUCCAGCCAGGCGGGUGCGUUGCGACUCGCUAUCUCCCGAGCCCUUUGCAGCUUUCUGUCGGUGGGAGACAUAGAAAUCAUGAGGCAAGCUGGUUUGCUGACCCCAGACCCAAGAGUGAGAGAAAGGAAAAAGCCGGGUCAGGAAGGUGCCAGGAGGAAAUUCACCUGGAAGAAACGCUGAGGGUAAUACUACCUGGCUCCUUUGUUCACUAUACCUCUAUUUGAACUGAGAUCACUCACUCCUGCAAGUGAAACAUUUGUUGCUCACCAUAUGGCGUCUAAUCUCAGAAAUGACUGAUUAUGUUGCAUUAUGUUUCUGUAUAUGAAUAAACUUCCACUUCUUUUUUAAUAUUA